Morone saxatilis (striped sea-bass) is the source of this 1118-nucleotide messenger RNA. RefSeq lists its product as uncharacterized. NCBI's taxonomy places the organism in Eukaryota, Metazoa, Chordata, Actinopteri, Moronidae. The record is from RefSeq and is a predicted model, not a curated record. Bases 1 to 771 code for a protein of 256 amino acids. The transcript has 2 exons.
AUGACAGUGAUCUGCGACAGUAAAGAACAUGACUUGAAGAUGAGCUGUCCUCAGGCUGAGUUAGAGGAGAAGGACUGUCCUCCACCAGAGGAACUGGAGUGUAAAAUCUGUUACCAACGCUACAAUGCUCACAACCGCAAGCCUAAGAUCCUGGACUGCCUGCACCGGGUCUGUGCCCGCUGCCUCAUUAAGAUCCUGGACAUUGCUGAUGGGGCAGGCUUUAUCUCCUGCCCCUUUUGCCGACACCAAACAGAGAUCACAGAGUACGAGGUGUCAGCCCUGCCUGACGAUGCUAAUAUCAUGUCCCACCUGGCGAUGCGGGACAAAUCCUGGAGCUCUGACCACAACGGGGAGGUGGUCCUGACCCCAAAGAGUUUGUCCUCCUCCAGCCCAUCUCACGAUUCCUCCAACUGCCUGGUCAUCACUAUAAUGGAAGUGCAGAGGGACUCACAGCACUCCCCAAGCCAAAAUGCCAGCUCUGACAUCUAUGCUGAGCAGAGCCUGGACUCAGUAUCAAUGGGCUCCAAUGGGCCAGCUGAUCAGGACGCCAUGUCCAAGUUCUGUAAUCAUGUCCCACGCAUCCUGGUCUGGCUGCUGGGAUUCUUAUACUUUGGCUCACUGCCUCUAGGAAUCUACUUGUUGGUGAUCCAGAGGGUGACACUGGGCAUUGUAUGUGUAAGCUUGGUGCCAUCAAGCCUAACAGUUUGUCUGGUCUAUGGGUUCUGCCAGUGUCUGUGCCAGGGCAUGUGUGACUGCUCCUCUAGGGGCUGAUAGGGUGCUACCCGAGAACUCGGGGUCCCAGCAUGGGAGGAAGUCAGCAGCGGUACACAGGUAUUUGAUUGUGUUUUGUGGAUAGAAAGGGGGGCAAAAGGUGAAGAUGAUGCCCUCUGCUACACAGGCUUUACAAGCCUACCAGUCAGUUAUCUUCAUGGAAAUAAUGGGCUAGUAAAAAAACCUACGAAGACCGCCUUUAGUGUUGGUCUAUGCUUUUGUUAGGCCAACUGCUGCAACUCAGAAACCAGUUUGGCCAACAGGAACAGAGCCCCUGACAAGCUAUGUUAGUUGGAGCAGUGGCUAAACCUACAUUUCUGUGAUGUACUUCUGUAAUCUUUAUUUCU